AUGCGGGGCAAGGACGAUGAGUACGAUUAUCUCUUCAAAGGUGGGGAGGCUCCCAUCCCUGCCAGGCUGUGGGGUGGGUGCCUUUCCUGGUGGCUGGGGGAGCUGACGCUGUGUUUGUGCCCACCAGUCGUGCUCAUUGGGGACUCAGGGGUGGGCAAGAGCAACCUGCUCUCACGCUUCACCCGCAACGAGUUCAACCUGGAGAGCAAGAGUACCAUCGGCGUGGAGUUCGCCACGAGGAGCAUCCAGGUGGACAACAAGACGGUGAAGGCUCAGAUCUGGGACACGGCCGGGCAGGAGCGGUACCGCGCCAUCACCUCCGCCUACUACCGAGGGGCAGUGGGAGCUCUGCUGGUCUAUGACAUCGCCAAGUACCUGACGUACGAGAACGCAGAGCGCUGGCUGAAGGAGCUGCAGGACCACGCUGAUGCCAACAUUGUCAUCAUGCUGGUGGGCAACAAGAGUGACCUGCGGCACCUGCGGGCUGUGCCCACCGACGAGGCCAGGAGCUUCGCAGAGAAGAAUGGGCUGUCCUUCCUUGAGACGUCUGCCCUGGAUUCCACCAAUGUGGAGACAGCCUUCCACAACAUCCUCUCGGAGAUCUACCGCAUCGUGUCCCAGAGGCAGAUCACGGGCCAGGCGGAGUCGGAGUUUGGCCCCGCCACCACCAUUGAACCCAUCCAGGUGCUGCCCACGCAGCAGGAGGGCCGGCAGGCACCCUGCUGCCAGAACAUCUGA
This is a messenger RNA of Lonchura striata (white-rumped munia), 738 nucleotides long. Lineage: Eukaryota; Metazoa; Chordata; Aves; Passeriformes; Estrildidae. The record is from RefSeq and is a predicted model, not a curated record.